Messenger RNA from Poecilia latipinna (sailfin molly), 4694 nucleotides. It is a transcript of the gene wdr47a, whose product is annotated as WD repeat domain 47a. Bases 262 to 3006 code for a protein of 914 amino acids. NCBI's taxonomy places the organism in Eukaryota, Metazoa, Chordata, Actinopteri, Cyprinodontiformes, Poeciliidae. The transcript has 17 exons. Gene Ontology annotation, molecular function: protein binding. The record is from RefSeq and is a predicted model, not a curated record.
AUGGAUGGAGGCGGUGCUCUACAGGCAGCAGAAGGCAGGCAGCGGGCUGGGCAGGGCGGCUCCAGAGACCGCAGUCAGUGAGCGCAGCGGCGGAGAAACAUCCAGCUAGAGGAAGGGAGACAGACACGGAGGAGCAACACGAGAACUGCUGACGGGGUCACCGUGACACCGCCUGUGAACAGCGGGGAGACACACCGGCGUUUUUAUUCCAUGUAUUUUUAGACGCUGCUUCCCUGCUCCUGUCCCUCCAGCGUGAUCACCAUGACGGCUGAAGAAACCAUAAAUGUGAAGGAGGUGGAGAUCAUCAAGGUGAUCCUGGACUUCCUCCACUCCAGGAAGCUGCACAUCAGCAUGCUCGCUCUGGAAAAGGAGAGCGGCGUCAUCAAUGGCCUCUACUCAGACGACAUGUUGUUCCUCAGGCAGCUGAUCCUUGAUGGCCAGUGGGAUGAGGUCCUGCAGUUCAUCCAGCCUCUUGAGUGCAUGGACAAGUUUGACAGGAAAAGGUUUCGUUACAUCAUCCUGAAGCAGAAGUUUCUGGAGGCUCUGUGUGUGAAUAACGCCAUGUCCGCUGAGGACGAGCCACAGCAUAUGGAGUUCACCAUGCAGGAAGCGGUGAAGUGCCUCCACGCUCUGGAAGAGUUCUGCCCGUCCAAAGAUGACUACAGCAAACUGUGUCUGCUGCUAACGCUGCCUCGCCUCACAAACCACGCUGAGUUCAAGGACUGGAAUCCCAGCACAGCCAGAGUGCAGUGUUUUGAGGAGGCCUGCAACAUGGUGGCCGAGUUUAUUCCCGCAGACAGGAAGCUGAGUGAAGCCGGCUUUAAGGCCAGCGGGGAUCGCCUCUUUCAGCUGCUUCUCAAAGGAGUCCUGUACGAAUGCUGUGUGGAGUUCUGCCAGAGCAAGGCAACAGGCGAGGAGAUAACAGAGAGCGAGGUCCUUCUGGGUGUCGACAUGCUGUGCGGUAACGGCUGCGACGAUCUGGACCUGUCGCUGCUCUCCUGGAUGCAGAACCUCUCCCACAGCGUUUUCACCUGCGCCUUCGAACAGAAGCAGCUCAACAUCCACGUCGACCGCCUGGUCAAGCCGGCUAAGACCGGCUACGCCGACCUGCUCACCCCGCUCAUCAGCAAACUCUCCCCGUACCCUUCCUCUCCGCUUCGGCGCCCUCAGUCCGCAGACACCUACAUGACCCGGUCCUUGAACCCAGCCCUGGACGGGUUGUCCUACGGCUUGUCGGGCCAGGAUAAGAGGGCGAGUGGUGGGGAGAUUGUGCCAGGGAAAGGGGUCUCUCCCAUGUCUCACUCCUUUGCAAACUUCCACUAUCCAGGAGUGGGAGGACAGAACCUGAGCAGGAGUCUGAUGAUGGAAAGCUCCGACUGCCACAGCAUCUUCGAGGAAUCGCCCGAAACAUCCAGAACCGACACACCCGUAGAUAAGAUGUUGAGCUCUGGUGCGGCUCCGAACGCGCGGCCCGACUCGGCUCCGGGCGAGGACGCGCCGACGGCUGAAUCUGCUGAUAGGAAUGAGCUACGGGAGUCGACCGAGAAGUACGAGGAGUUUUACCGGCAGCGGCUGCGUGUGCAGCAGCACCUGGAGCAGAAGCAACAGCAGAGGCAGAUGUACCAGCAGAUGCUGCUGGAGGGAGGCGUGCAGCAGGACCCUCCGCCCAGCGACAUGCAGCACAGCCUCACCGAGAAGUUCCUGAACAGGUCCAUUCAGAAGCUGGAGGAGCUCAAUGUGGGAAUGGAGAACCUGGGAGACGAGGUGAAAUCUCUGACCCAGCAGUGCAACGGGAACGGGAACACGCCUGCCUCCGAGGACAACAACAACCCGCCAUCUGUGACCCCGGAGCAGAACCGGAGCCGCGGGGGAGGGGUGGUGAGCAGCACCCCGCAGCGCAGCGUAGGGGGCCGGGUCGUCCCGCCUCCAAAUGAGUCCCCUGUGCUCUCAGGUGGACAGAAACCGAAAGGUCAACCGAGCGACUCGCCUGGCUCUUUAACCCGGAGCAAAGAGGGCGAUAAAACAAAUGACCUGUUUGUACCAGUGCACAGUUUGGAGGACACUCAGGCCGUCCGAGCUGUUGCCUUUCACCCGUCUGGCGCUCUCUACGCCGUGGGAUCCAACUCCAAAACACUGCGAGUGUGCGCCUAUCCAGAAAAACUCAACUCGAGUGUGUCCAGUCCAACGAAGCAGCCGGUUGUUCGCUUCAAGAGGAACAAACACCACAAAGGCUCCAUCUACUGCGUGGCCUGGAGUCACUGCGGUCAGCUGCUGGCCACAGGCUCCAACGACAAAUAUGUCAAAGUCCUGCCGUUCAGCGCAGAGACGUGCAACGCCACAGGGCCGGACUUGGAGUUCAGCAUGCAUGACGGCACCAUCAGAGACCUGGCCUUCAUGGAGGGGCCAGAAAGUGGAGGGGCCAUCCUGAUCAGCGCCGGAGCCGGAGACUGCAACAUCUACACUACCGACUGCCAGAGGGGGCAAGGGCUGCACGCGCUCAGUGGACACACAGGUCACAUUUUGUCUCUGUACACCUGGGGAGGCUGGAUGAUUGCGUCGGGCUCCCAGGAUAAGACGGUGCGCUUCUGGGACCUCAGGGUGCCCAGCUGCGUGAGAGUUGUGGGAACUGCUUUCCACGGCUCAGGCAGUCCUGUCGCCUCUGUGGCGGUCGAUCCGAGCGGCCGUCUCCUAGCAACAGGACAGGAAGACAGCGCCUGCAUGCUGUACGACAUCAGAGGAGGACGGAUCGUCCAGGUGUACCGGCCCCACACGAGCGACGUCCGAUCGGUCAGAUUUUCCCCCGGAGCGCACUACCUGCUCACCGGUUCCUACGACACAAAGGUCAUGGUCACCAACCUUCAAGGUGACCUGACCAAGCAGCUGCCCCAGACUGUGGUGGGAGAGCACAGCGACAAGGUGAUUCAGUGUCGCUGGCACACGCAGGACCUGUCCUUCCUCUCAUCGUCCGCCGACCGCACCGUCACUUUGUGGAGACACAACCCCUAACAUGAAACUAGACGUAGAAGACGUGCACUAAAACGAUGCUUCCCUUCCUUUAUGAAUAGUCACAUCCCUGCUGCGUGCUCACACAAACUGCUAAAUCAACCUUUCCUUUCGACUCGUGAACCAAAUGGAUAAACAUCAGAAGCACAUGCUGCAUGUUCCUUAUCAUCCUAAGGGUUAAAAUAUUGGUUUGUUCUCCUUUCAAUUCCUGAACCCAUGUGAGUCAAUUUGUUUUCACUCUGCGCAAACACACACACACACACACACGUUUCCUUCUGCAUGUCCUUUUCACCGAGGAGUUGUUGGGGUUUAACGAGAUUCGAGUUUUUGUCCCUGAUGGUGCCUUCUCAGUCUCCAUAACUAAAACAAUGCUACGUUCAUUUAUAGAAUUCACUGUAAAGAAUUUGUACAUUCCUUCUCCUGCGUAUCGUUUCCCAACAGCUGCCGUAACGCUGCUAUCGUUGAGGUAGAGAAAAACCGAUGCAACACGUAAUAUUUCCGUCAGCCGCAAGCUCCUCGCAUCUGGUUCUGCAGAUAUUGUCGUACUGUCUGAGGUUGUCGCCACCAUCGAUGUACCCAACGCGUUGCCGCGGCCCAGAAUGUGUAAAUUAGCUGCCAAGUUGGUUUGAUUUGGAAUCGGUGUGUUGUUUUUAUGUCUUGCAGUGGCUUGCUUGCAACGAAGGACCUUUUUAAUAUUUCAGCAUCGAGGAGAUGUACAGUAUUCAGAUAUCGGUUGCACAUCCUGUCAUUCUUUUGAGCUUAGGUUUGUCUGCUGCUGCUGUUGUGGUGUAUUAACAGUAGGUGUCAGUCUUGGUCCAACCAUAUGCACAAUGACAUCUGGAUGGAAGUGAGGGUGCUUUUAAUAUUUAUUCGAAAACUUUAUUUGGGGCAUAUGCAUUGUUUUUAUAUAUAUAUUUUUUUUCAUUAACAUCGUCUUGUAGCAGUCAGAUUUACUUAAAAAUGCAUAUUUAAGUUUUUUGUUAUUCUAGAGUAUAUUGUUUUCUGAGAUGAGGCCAAACUAACAAACAUAGAUUUAUUUAUUUCAGUGUUUAUGUAUGUACAGUUAUUUGUUUUUGAAAUGCUAGUGGCUCUUAAAUUGAGCCUAAUUCUUGUUUUUAAAAGUAACUUAAAUGAACUGAAGCUUGAGGUCAAGUUACCGGUACAUUCAAUAAAGUGUCUUUUACAAAUAAAUAACAGGACUUCUACGGUGAUGUUUUUAUUUCUUAACUCAAACAUUUCAUACAAAAUAGCAAAGAUUCAUCGGUUUUUUUUUCUUAUUAGAUUUUUUUUUAUUUUUAUUUGAAAGUAUUUGGAAACUACCCAUAUAUACAAGCCUCUGUUUUCAUACAAAUUCAUUCACCAAUGUGAUCUUCAGAAGGUUAUUCAGAGACAGCAGUAAACAGAAAUGUAAAAAGGUACAAUAAAUACAAACAUAACUGCAGUUGUGUAUUGAAAAAUACACCAAGAUGAAAUGAAAUUCAUUCAUAAAGAGCCAUUCGAAAAAACAAAAAAAAAGGAGUCCAUAAAGCUCCUGCUGAAAUUGUUGGUGUGCAAGUUGUGCGAAACAAGUUGAUUUCUUCCUUAUUCUGUACAAUGUUUACAGUGCUUUGUUUCGUCCAAAAGGACAAAUGUAAUGAGACAAGAGUUGUACUUUGAGUUAGUCAUGUCGUAGUUCACAACUUCGUGAGAUU